Acanthaster planci (crown-of-thorns starfish) is the source of this 2894-nucleotide messenger RNA. RefSeq names its product ras-related protein Rab-35-like. The record is from RefSeq and is a predicted model, not a curated record. Lineage: Eukaryota; Metazoa; Echinodermata; Asteroidea; Valvatida; Acanthasteridae.
UCAAAGAGCAAGGCGGAGUUCCCGGUCGUAUGAGAACACCAGGCCGAGCAAAGUUGGUCUUGUACAGUCAGAAUAUUCCACUGAAAGUACAUGAUUAACUUCAGAUAGUUUUUGACUGAACCAAUUUGCAGUAUGGCAAAAGAGUAUGAUCAUUUAUUCAAGUUGUUAAUAAUUGGAGACAGCGGUGUUGGGAAAAGCAGUCUAUUACUUCGAUUUGCAGAUAACACAUUUUCAGGAACGUAUAUCACAACAAUUGGAGUAGACUUCAAAAUCCGGACAAUUGACCUAAAUGGAGAGAGGGUCAAACUACAGAUAUGGGACACAGCAGGGCAGGAGAGGUUCCGGACAAUCACAUCAACAUACUAUCGUGGUACUCAUGGUGUUAUAGUAGUAUAUGAUGUAACCAGUGCAGAUUCCUUUGUCAAUGUUAAAAGAUGGCUGCAUGAAAUCGAACAGAAUUGUGAUGUUGUAAGCAGAAUAUUAGUUGGAAACAAAAACGACUGUCCAGAGAAGAAAGUGGUCUUGACAGAAGAUGCAACCAAUUUUGCUGAACAAAUGGGAAUUCAGUUGUUUGAGACAAGUGCAAAAGAGAACAUCAACGUUGAAGAGAUGUUCAACGCCAUCACAGAGUUAGUACUGAAGCAAAAGAAAGAGAACGCUGCCAAGCAGACUGCCCAGGAAAACAGCCAGACAGUCAGGCUGGGCAGUAGGAAAGGAAAUAAAUCCAAGAGCGGCUGCUGCAAAUGAUCAUGUAGUCUCUUCUAGUCCUCAAGGCUUCAAGCAGGUCCAGACGCCAAGCAAGUCACCAAAUGAUGUCUUCUUUUCAUCCACAGUCUCACUCAUCAGUAAAUAUAGUGAAGUAACAAAGUUUAAUUGAUAUUCUCUGUUGAGUGCUUGGUGUUGGGCAGACAGUUUUGUUCUUCAUGUAUUUUAAUCAAAUUACUCGAUUUGUAAUACUGACUAUCAAACAGAAGGACUACAUGUUGGGACUGCUUAACUCUGCUUAAAGUCUUUGCUUUUACUGUAGACAUUUUGUAUAUAUGAAAGAAUGAGUAACCACAUCUUUCCAUGCAAUUUGAAAUUAGAUUUGAAGUCCGAUCUGUUGUCAUUAGCAAGCUGGUGGGCUUUGGAUGGGGUUGGGAUUAUUAUGGUGCUCAAUUGCAUUCUUCUAUGCCCAACCACAAACAGUGUUCUGUCUGUCACGGUCUCAGAAUGCAUAUGGCCAAUUAUAAACAAAGAUGCCAUUGGAGAUCCAAGAAAUUGUUUCAGACAGAUAGUAUUAUUCUGUUGUCCGUUGAGAUCACUUGCGCUGAUGUCAAAGAUUUCUUAUGAACCUCUUCAAUCCACAGUGCUGUUACACAGUGUGGCUGUGUAACAGCAAACACCAAAGCCACUAUAAAUAACCAAUCUGGACACAGCUAUGCUGAGGCCAGCAGUACUAGAUGCAUUCCCAGACAGACAGGAGUUGCUACUGGUUUUAUUUGCACUGUUAUUGGCUGCUGUCACCACAGUGCUCAUGAUAAACUACAAAAGUAGAGUCUCUUUAACACUUAGAAUUGUUCUGAAAUUUACACCUGAGGUGACAAGGUGUCAGAGAUAGCAUGUCACACACCUGCAAAGGACCUGUUAGCAAGUACAUUCGACUCUGGUUGUUACAAAAUCCACUAUAACAAAAUUUUGUUUAUAACAAACAUACAUCUGGUCCCAGCAAAAAUGUGCACAUUUUUAUGUGGAGAACAUCUAUUACAGUGAAAUCGCAUUGUACAAAAUUUCUUUUACAACAAAAGGUUUUUUGACUCGGUUACAAGUCUGAAAACCCAUUUGUUGACAAUCAAUUUAUAACGAACAUUCACAAUUCGCAGAGUUGGAAAGACGUGCGCGAUGCAUUGAGGCAAUACAGCACUGGUUCCCACCACAUUCAACCACUGUGGUAAUGCAGAAACCAGUCUAUGUACAUAUCCCUUCCAAAACAGCACUGCUACACUACACUGUAUAUUAACGCAGCUCUACAGUAGCAGGUAAAAACAUUGCUGGUGCAAAAUUUCUGCAGGUCAAGUCACAGAAAUUGAUGGCUUGUCUAUGUAUGUACUCUCUGUGUUCAGUGAGUUUAAUUUGAGGUUGCACUGAUCUGUACUCGAAGCGAGCGUGUUUCCACAAAUUUCCUUCUGCAGCUUAUGAGGUUUAUCGCCCACCCCUCCAGAUGAUCUCGCAUGCUUACAACUCGAUAUACGGACAUUGUUUGCUAGUUUUCUGUCGUGAUGACUAUCAUUAUGCACAAUUCAAAAACCAACAAUUUUUUCCUCAUGGAUUAUAGCAACGCUAGAACAAAAAAAUGCCUUCCCGAUUCUGAUAAAAAUGCCGGUAGGCCUACAUCCCAAAUAAGUUUGCUUGACUAUUCUCGCUUCUUUAAGAGCCCAACUAAUCGCCCAACAAUGAAUUAUUCACAUUGCUGCUAAAGGAACUCGUAUGCCCGCCAUUGAGAUUGUGGGCUUAUGUGACGUACAUUUUGCAAGACAUACCUAUCCAAUCACAAUAUUCUCUUAUGGCUUCAUGCUUCAGCAACCAUCACGCGCAUGGAUGGCCACGCCACAGGAGGCAAGUAAACCGACUACCGAUCAAACGUGGUCAUGCAGCUAGUGUUGAACAUCAAAAGACGGGCAGAAAUCAAAAGAAAAAUGUCUCUCCAUGACACAAGUUGUGUUGGAAAGACUACUUACUGGAUGGGGGCUCCAGUUGAUGAGUCUUCGCAACAUUCCUGCAGUUACACACAGGCGUAUGUGCAAACCAUUAAGUUAGCUUUGUCCUUAUCCAUGGUGAUCAAAAAGUCUUUAAAAAUUCCAGGAUCGGAAGUGUUAUUUGCUUUUUAUCUCACAUGUACAUUUAAUAUGUUUUCA